AUGGCUCGUAGAGUAGAUUGGUGGAUACGACAAGCGUACCUCGGUAUCAUUCCGUCGUAUCCUUUAGGAUAUCUGCUAGUUCACGGGUUUCGCGGUGAUCAUCCCAUCUGUAAAGCAUAUGUAGAGAGGAGCGCUUCUCCGCCUUCAGACCAUUUAAAAGAAUUGGUCGAGUCGGAAAUGGAUAAAAUGGACAAUAUCAAAGUACCAAAAGUACGAGUAAGCUUGACAGACGCGAGUGAGCCCCUCGUAUAUGGAUGCUUUUUCCUUCAAUCAGGAGUUGAACUACAAUUUCCUGUGCGAUUAUCAUUAGACGAUGUGGAACAGGCACGCCGUUUAGCUCAAAACGUUGAACUUGACUUAGGCCUAGCCAGACAUCGGCGGAAAAUCGAAUUGAACUCAAAAGUUGGCGAGGAGCUGACGUCGCGUAUGAUGUUAUCCGAUGCAGCAAAGAUGUUUAUUGUUCAGCGACAACUUCAACUUGCUAACAAUGGACUCCUCUUCAGUCUACCGAUGUUAGGUUGGUUUGGAAUAGUUGGUGCUGGAUAUGGCAUUGCUAUUGGUAUUGCAAGAGUUGUUGGAAUAGCGGCUGGCUCCCUUAUAGGACUGUUGAUCAGCGCAGGCACCUUCAGUCAAUUUCUUAAGAACUUGAACGCGUACAAAGUGAAGUGGGCUGAUGAGAAAACUGUAGAGAUAGGUAAAGAUUAUUUGCAAGGAGCCCGUGACUAUUUUGAAUCCACAAUGAAAUUCAAUCGAUUGCUACGUUUGUUACUAGGGGAAGAAGGAGAGCGAAAUAUCUUGAAGAAUGGAGAUACACGUUUCGACCCAAUUCUAUUAUCAGCAAGGUUGAAAAACGUUAAUACUCACUGGAAGUUGAAGACCGAAACACCAAAAGUGGACGAUCUAGCAAAGUUUUAUUCAUAG
This is a messenger RNA of Cooperia oncophora, 921 nucleotides long. Lineage: Eukaryota; Metazoa; Nematoda; Chromadorea; Rhabditida; Trichostrongylidae. The record is from the annotation of a GenBank genome assembly.